Messenger RNA from Lizanozyma spartinae, 1743 nucleotides. Its product is annotated as Ca(2+)-binding ATP:ADP antiporter. Gene Ontology annotation, biological process: transmembrane transport. The record is from RefSeq and is a predicted model, not a curated record. Lineage: Eukaryota; Fungi; Ascomycota; Pichiomycetes; Serinales; Debaryomycetaceae. The transcript has a single exon. Gene Ontology annotation, molecular function: calcium ion binding; ATP transmembrane transporter activity. Bases 1 to 1743 code for a protein of 580 amino acids.
AUGGGACUCUUUUCAUCAUUUCCUUCGAAGCUGACGUCAACAGAGACAACGCCCAACAAUGAAAUUGCAAUUGAAAUAAAAGACACACUGGGGUUAAGUACUACCCCGGAGAUAAAUGUGCGAGAUGGAGACGGGUCAACAAACGGACCUGUUACCACCAAAAUAGUGAGAAAUAAAGAGUACAAGAACUUGUUCAACAGAUUAGAUGUGAGUAGUUGUGGGGAAGUUACUUUUGAAGACUUUAAAGAGGCUUUGAAAGCUUUGGAUCAUCCUAUUAGCGGGAAUGAACAAUUAGUGGAGUCUGUAUUUGAAUCCUUUGAUCAUAAUAAAGAUCAUAAGAUAACUUUUGAAGAAUUCAAAUCUUAUUUGGCUAUUACAGACAACCAAAUAGAGAAGGGCUUCAACGUCAUUGAUGCCGAUCAUGACGGGAGAUUCUCCAGGGAUGAUUUCAAAAAUUAUUUCUACAAUAGAUUAAACUUGCAUCCAACAGAUCAAGAUGUUGACCAAUUAUUUUAUCAAAUGGAUAGUCAUCAUGAUGGCUAUGUUACUUAUGAUGAAUUUAGAGAAUUUCUUAUCCUAAUGCCAAGGUUGAAUGGAUCGAGAAUUAGAACCGCAUUUAACUAUAUUGUUGAAGAACUAGAUAUUUCUUCCGAUGGUGACGUUACCUUAAUCAAUCAUUUCAUUAAUGGGUUUGGCUUUUUCCUUGCUGGAGGUUUAUCUGGAGUGGUUUCAAGAACAUGCACUGCACCUUUCGAUAGAAUCAAGGUAUUUUUAAUUGCUAGGACCGAUUUGACAUCCACUGUGUUACACUCAAGAAGAGAAAUUGCUAAUCAGAUUGCAAAGGGGACCGUUAGAACUAAGAUGCAACAAGCGAGAAAAGCUUUGCACUUGCUAUCAAUGUCUUAUGAGGCCACGGAAGCUUUAGAGCCACCAAAAAAGGUUAGAUCCCCCAUUAUACAGGCAGCAAGAACAAUUUGGAAACAAGGUGGCCUUAAGGCAUUUUAUGUUGGGAAUGGGUUGAAUGUCGUUAAAGUGUUCCCUGAAUCUGCUAUGAAAUUUGGUUCUUUUGAAGCUGCUAAACGGUUUUUUGCCAGAAUAGAGGGUGUUGAUGAUACUGCAAAGUUAUCGAAAGCCUCUAAUUACUUGGCUGGUGGGUUUGGAGGUGUUUGCGCACAAUUUACAGUUUAUCCAAUUGAUACUUUAAAAUUUAGAUUGCAAUGUUCCAAUCUUGAUUCCGAUUUGAAAGGAAAUAGAUUGCUUAUUCAUACAGCAAAAUCAAUGUACAAAGAUGGUGGUCUUCGAAUGUUUUACCGCGGUUUAUUUGUUGGAGUCUCUGGUAUUUUUCCAUACGCUGCAUUAGAUUUGGGAACCUUCACAUCCAUUAAAAAUUGGCUAGUGAAAAGAGAAAGCUUAAAAUAUGGUGUCCCAGAAGAGGAUAUCAAAUUGCCCAAUUACAUGGUGCUUACUUUAGGUGCGUUAUCAGGUACUUUUGGUGCAACAAUGGUGUAUCCUAUAAAUUUGUUGAGAACUAGAUUGCAAGCUCAAGGUACUUAUGCUCAUCCAUAUACCUACGAUGGAUUCAAUGAUGUCCUAAGAAAAACUAUCGCUAGAGAGGGUUAUGGUGGGUUAUUCAAAGGGUUAACCCCUAAUCUUGCAAAAGUGGCACCAGCAGUGUCUAUUUCUUAUUUCAUGUACGAAAACUUGAAGUAUAUGUUUGGCUUGGAUAGUCAGGUUCGAGGGUAA